Stylonychia lemnae is the source of this 1680-nucleotide messenger RNA. Lineage: Eukaryota; Ciliophora; Spirotrichea; Sporadotrichida; Oxytrichidae. The record is from the annotation of a GenBank genome assembly.
AUGAGAAGCUAAAAUUCCCAAAAUGAAGAAAGAUAAGAAGUAGAAGAGUUUGAUAGAGUGACUUUUGAAUCAAACUUAGCACAUUUAACUCCUAAUUAAUAUCUGGAAUCUAAGUUCUACAAGAAUGGAGUACAUAAAAAUAACGAAGAUCUCAAUAUUGUUAGUACCUUUCAUGAGUAAAUGAGAGCUAAUAGCAAUAGCAGCAAGGGGUAAAAGGGCAAAUUCUUGAAGAAAAUGAGCCACAGGAAGAAAGAUACGUCAUAGAGUCAAAGACCUGUGAUUUAGCCUUCUUUAGUUUAGUUGAAUGCAUCAGGCCCAAAGGAUUAUUUCAAUCGCUCAGGUCUGCUCUAUUUUUAGCCUAAAAAGCAUGGAACAAAUCUUGAAUGUUUCAAUGCAGAGGAGGCUAAUUCUUCUGAAGCCACUUUAUCUUUCAGAGGUUUCGAGUCAUAUCGCUAAAGUUAAGACAAUCGAUCACCUCCCAAAAAAAUUAUUAUUCACCAACAAACUCAUCCGAAUCAGCUUCAUCAUCUGAAAAAUCAGUCCCCAUAGAAAAUAAAAAGCUAAAUUAGAUCAUCUCAUGUCAAUGAGUCAUAACCUAACAACAAUAUAAAUAAUGUGACUAAUUUGAAUAAACUAUUCUAAGGGAGAUUUAAUUAUCGCAGACUUGUCAAAAAUAAGAGAUAUUAGCAGUCAUCAAAGUAAUAGUAAAGUACUGUUAAAGGAAUAGUUAAUCAAUCAAUGGAUAACUAUACUUUGCAAUAAUAUCUUUCACCUAUUAAAUAACACUACAGAAUUGUGUACAAGGAUGGGAGGGAACAUCAAGAACAGCAAAAGCAUCUAAGAAACAAUUUUGAUUACUAAGGGGGAUUUGACAGUAAUGAGGAAGAACAGAUUCAAAAGAAUAAAUUGCAAUUAGGAAAGAGCAAUCUAGAUGAUUGUAAGAUGUUCGUGAAAAUGUUAAAAGAAUACAGAGAUAGAAAAGUUGAAUUGUUCUCUCAUUAAAUAAAAAAUCAAUCAAGGGAUAUUGACUACAUUUUUAGGAAUAAAAAUCAUAAUGACCCAUAGACCAUCUCAAUGAGAGAAGUUGCUCAAACAAAUGAAAAAAGCAACUAAGUAUUUAACAGCAUGUUAAGUUUGUAGGCGUUGAGUAAUGAUGAUUCAGAUUCCCCUCGUAACAAGCAAUAGAGAGUAAUUUCUUAGAUAGCCUAAACUCAAGGAAUGAAUAGCAACUAACUUAAGAAUUUCUAACUCUAGAAUUAAUAAUAAAGAUAGCUCUACCAUCAGAAGGUUACUUUUAGAAUUUAAUAACCGCCUGAUAUUCAAGAGCAAAUUCUUUAAAAUCAAGCAAUUAUUAACAGAGAGAUAUAGCUAAAGGAACCAAAGCACAUCUUGAAGCUACCUAAUACUCCCACUUUAAAAAAUACUCAAAUCACCUCACAAACUCCUAAGCUCGGAACUAAAAUGAAUGACAGUCCGCUUAAUUCAAGCUUUAAUCCAAGAUAAUUUAUUAAUAAGAAUAUAGUCGUUAAAAGUCUAAAUGGCUCAUAGACUAAUAUUGAAACACCGUUUCAAGAUCAAUGUCUAAUAAAGAAGAAGAGAAGAGACAGAUUGAAUUUUGAAAGAGAAAAGGUUCUGGCGAUGGCAGUCCCAGGAUACAUAGAUUACGUUUAUGAUUUCUGA